AUGCAUUCUCAAUCCAUCAUUUCGGUCGCCAUUGUUGCUCUUAGCUUCCUCGGUGAAGCUUCAGCUUAUUGCAACUGGAACAAGAAGACCAUCGAGGAUUGCUGCUACCGAACCAACGACACCAGAGUCAAGCAAGGCGGUUUCCUCAGCUCCCCGGAAGGAACCAUCUGCCCCGAAUCAUACUCGCAGACCUGUGGUGCCGAUUGCUGUACCUGGGGUUCUGCUCUUGGUACUGCUUGCCCUAAGUAA
Colletotrichum destructivum is the source of this 249-nucleotide messenger RNA. RefSeq lists its product as uncharacterized. Bases 1 to 249 code for a protein of 82 amino acids. The transcript has a single exon. Lineage: Eukaryota; Fungi; Ascomycota; Sordariomycetes; Glomerellales; Glomerellaceae. The record is from RefSeq and is a predicted model, not a curated record.